Messenger RNA from Cylas formicarius (sweet potato weevil), 979 nucleotides. RefSeq names its product coiled-coil domain-containing protein 124-like. Gene Ontology annotation, biological process: transcription by RNA polymerase II. Gene Ontology annotation, molecular function: transcription coactivator activity. The record is from RefSeq and is a predicted model, not a curated record. Bases 1 to 723 code for a protein of 240 amino acids. Gene Ontology annotation, cellular component: nucleus. Lineage: Eukaryota; Metazoa; Arthropoda; Insecta; Coleoptera; Brentidae. The transcript is spliced from 3 exons.
AUGGUCAAAAUAUUCAUUCUCCAGGCAGUGCUAUGUGUUUGGUACCCCAUAUUUCAUAGUGUUUUAUAUUACCGCAGCAUUUCGAAUUUCAAAAUAGAAAUGCCAAAAAAGUUUGCUAGUGAAAAUACGAAAGCUGUGGCAGCAAGGGAAAGAAAGAAAGCUGCCAAAGAUGAAGCAAAUCAACGAAAAGAGCGAGACCUAGAGGAUGCUAAGUGGAGAGAUGAUGAUAAACAAAUAUUAAAAAAGCAACAGAAGAAGGAACAAGAGGAGCGUAAACGUCAAGAACAAUUGCAACGAAAGGCUGAAGCAAAGGUUUUGUUGGAGAAAGAAAUGGGUUCAAUAAAAGCAAACAAACCUCCACCUGCUCAGAAAAUUACUCAAGCUCAAAUAUCAGCUAAAAAAGUCGAAAUGGCACCGAAGAAGGAUGUUGAAAAGAAGUUGGAAACACAUUUGGAUGUACCAUUAGAGGAAAAUAUUAAUAGACUUCAAAUUGAUGGUGAAGAGGCAAGAACUGUUGAUGAAGCUAUUUAUGUACUUAGAGGAGUGACCGAGGACUUGGAUAAACACCCAGAAAAAAGAAUGAAAGCUGCUUACAUGACCUUCGAGGAAAGAAGGCUGGCAGACCUAAAAGCGGAACAUCCCUCUUUAAGAUUAUCCCAGUUAAAGCAAAUGAUUUUUAAGGAAUGGCAGAGAUCUCCAGAAAAUCCAUUAAACAAAGUGUAAAUAUUAAGUAAAGAUGACAAUGUAGAUUUGAAAAUUUAUGAGGUUUUGUGUGAGGGAUUAGGAACUUCAUUAGGAAUAUUGUGAAGGAUGAUUUUGUGGUACUUUAGUACCUACUCUUUUUUUAUUUUAUUCUGCUGUUAUAUUUAUAUUCUGAGUAGUGGAUAUUAAUGCUUUUAUACACUUUAUCUGUUUGCUAAUUAUUGUGACUUCCCAAGUCUAAUUUUACUGUCAUUUUUGGAGGAAUAAAAGUGGAACA